AGCGCAGUGGUUCCGGCUAUGGCGGUGGCAGCGGCCGCGCCUGCGCAGUCACAGCUGCGGCGGGGAAACGUUGGCGGAGCUCGGGGCGGGAAGAGAAAGGCGAGCGGAGGAGCCUGGGCCCGGAAGCGGAAGUCUUGGGGGUGCGAUUUCCCGAAUCGUAAGGAGUGGUGGUGGAAGUUGUGCGUCGGAUCUGUACCGGCCUGGGGCACUGCCAGAGGCAGCGCGGAAGGAUGCGGCGGAGAUGAAGCCUGGGAAAUCAUCACAUCCAAAGGAUUUACUUGGAGUAAAAGAUCACUGACUUCUACAAUGGAAAAGUCAUGGAUGUUCUGGACCUUUGUUAAAAGAUGGCUGCUAGCUUUGGCUUCCUGGUCUUGGAGUCUCUGCCGUAUUUGUCUCUUACCCUUGAUAGUAACUUUUCACUUAUAUGGAGGCAUUAUACUGCUUAUAUUAAUAUUUGUAUCAAUAGCAGGUAUAUUAUAUAAAUUCCAGGAUGUGCUGCUUUACUUUCCUGAACAGCCCUCUUCGUCACGCCUUUACGUUCCUAUGCCUACUGGUAUACCACAUGAAAAUAUCUUCAUCAAAACCAAAGAUGGAGUUCUUCUUAAUCUUAUUCUACUGAGGUACACAGGGGACAAUGCAGCUUAUUCUCCAACCAUCAUUUACUUCCAUGGGAAUGCAGGCAACAUUGGCCACAGGUUGCCCAAUGCUUUGUUGAUGCUGGUAAACCUGAAAGUAAACUUAAUUCUUGUUGAUUAUAGAGGGUAUGGAAAAAGUGAAGGAGAAGCAAGUGAAGAAGGUUUGUACUUAGAUUCUGAGGCUGUUUUAGACUAUGUGAUGACUCGAUCUGAUCUUGACAAAACAAAAAUUUUUCUUUUUGGCCGUUCCUUGGGGGGAGCAGUAGCUAUUCACUUAGCUUCUGAAAAUUCCCAUAGGAUUUCUGCUAUCGUGGUGGAGAACACCUUUCUUAGUAUCCCGUACAUGGCCAGCACUUUGUUUUCUUUCUUUCCAAUGAGGUAUCUUCCUUUAUGGUGCUACAAAAAUAAAUUUCUGUCCUACAGAAAAAUCUCUCAGUGUAGAAUGCCUUCUCUCUUCAUCUCCGGGUUGUCUGAUCAGUUAAUUCCACCAGUUAUGAUGAAGCAACUUUAUGAAUUAUCCCCAGCUCGGACUAAGAGAUUGGCAAUAUUUCCUGAUGGAACUCAUAAUGACACUUGGCAGUGCCAGGGUUAUUUCACUGCACUUGAACAGUUCAUCAAAGAAGUAAUAAAGAGUCACUCCCCUGAAGAAAUGGCGAAACCAUCAUCUAAUGUAACAAUAAUAUAACUGCUAUUCUUUGGUGGGUUUGGGGCGGGGGGGGAGUACCUGCACUGUACCUUGAUUUGUGAAAAGUGGUUAAAAAAUGUCCAUUUUUAAAUGUAUGUCAUGUCUAUACUUGCCUAAAGAGUGAAAUUAAUCUUGGAAAGAUAUGAUGCUUUAUUAAGGUGUUCCAGGUAACUUUUACACUUGCAGCAUUGUAAAUGAACCAUUUUAUGUCUUUCUCAUACUUUUUUGGUAUCUCUAUCCAUAUAUUCCAUUUGUUUGAUAUGUACAACGGACGCUAUUAAAGGAACUUGCUACAAAAGUAGUAUGGGAUGUGUUAGUUUAGGUCAACGGGAGGUUCUUCAGUAUUCACUGCUGUAUGUGUGACCUUUUUGGACAGUCAUGGUCAGCACAAUGAUUUGUUGCUUCUCUUAGAGUUGAUUUAAAGUGUGCUAUGCAUGAGAUUAGUGUUUUAUUGCUUGAGAUUUUCUAUUAUGCAAAGUGGGAAGUCUUUAUUGUGCUAAAUAAUAUAACAUUAAUGGUAGAGUAUACUUGCAGGUAUGCUGUCCUGGGUUAUUACUGUUUUUUAUGGUUAUGCAUACAUAAAUAUUUCAAACUGUAGAUGAAAAGGAAAAGACAACUUUUCCUUGUUUUCAUUUUACUAUUUGUAUUAUAAUAGUGCCCGGAAAGUUGUAUGUGCCUAAACAUCAUGGCUUCAGGAUUUUGCCAAGGUAACUUCUUCAUAGGAAACAGAAGUAACCUUCAAAAAAAGAGCAGUGCAAUCUAAGUUUCUUUCUAACCCAUGCUCUCCUCACUAACAUACAGGCAAACUACUUGGUCUUAGUCUGGUGUGCAACUCAGGUGGGAUUUCCCAAGGCAGAGUGUGUGGUGUGAUAGAAAGGAGUGUCAUACAAGGUAAAAGUAUGUUUUUGUGUUUGGGUCUUUAUUAGUGUGUGGGUUUUUUUGUUUGGUUUUGGUUUUGUUUUUUUUUUGCUGGUGUAGUCACAUGUUUGUGCCCUUUAUUUAUACCUCCAAAAGAAACAAAUCCAAAUAAUUACCAGUGAUCACUUGAGUAGAGAUUAAUGUAUACCAGUUGUUACAGUAAAGAUAAUAAAAGUUAGCUGUGCAUUAAAUUUAGUAGACCUACACUUAGCUAGUCUGAAAGAGAUGACUUUUAUUUUGACACUUGCACCCAUUUGCUUCCAGAAAAUUUCUUAAGAGUUCUGUGAUACCAUGUGGAAGUAUCCUGAGCAUCACCAGAAGUGAGUUUUCUUUGGCUCUGCUGGGAUUUUUGGAGCUAAUACCAUCAUUUCAGAGCCAGCAUUACUUAAUUUGAGAGAGUUUGAUUCUGACAAUGUUGGGAGUUUUGGUUUUUAGGAGUCCUCCUAGGUAGUCAUGAAAGUUGUAUUCUGUUAGCUUAAUCUGUAUGGGAGUCAGACUGUUUGAACGUCUUCCGCAGGUUUGUUAUUUGCUGCAGCUGAUAGUUUGCCCCUUCCAAAAAAUUUUCUCAUGGGAAGAAUGAACUGUGGAGACUCAAAUUGUGGCGACACAAUUUGUACAAUUCCCCUUCUGAUUGAAAAUUUUAAGGAAACUUUUCUGCAGGUUGUCUUGAUUCAGAAAAGCAUCUCAGCACACACUUAAAAUGUGUUUUCUGAUGGUAUUUUAAGCUUGUGCUUAAGUUUUCUGGUUGAAUAAAACUGCUUUCCUGA
Molecule: messenger RNA, 3005 nt
Organism: Pezoporus occidentalis (night parrot)
Lineage: Eukaryota; Metazoa; Chordata; Aves; Psittaciformes; Psittacidae
Gene: ABHD13
Product: abhydrolase domain containing 13
Exons: 3
Coding region: 19-1320 (433 amino acids)
Cellular component (GO): membrane
Molecular function (GO): palmitoyl-(protein) hydrolase activity
Source: RefSeq, a predicted model, not a curated record